AUACCUAAUGAUGCGAAUUGGGUGCAUCAUUCUGUAGGUGUGUCAUUCAAAUGAACAAUAAAUAUCUAUUGUUAAUCUACAUGAUAUUAAGUCAGGCACUAAGGAGCAAAUGAUUAUCAUCUCAACAGAUUCUCCCACCUGUGAAUCUCAGCACAUUUCUGGGCUCAGUCUGUCAGUUUGGGUGUAAAACUGAAUAUCAGUCUGAAAAAAGUUAAAUGCAAAAGGAAUUCCAAACUUUUCAGAAUCUUAUGUGCAAGAAAAAGUAAUUAAAAACCUUCUUCCAAUUCACAAUGAUGUGCCCAUUUGUGUUGAUCUUUUCCAUAAAACCCCAUGAACUCCACUGAAGAGUUGUGCAAAAUGUGAAAAAGUCUGAAUGACAUGAAACGUAUUUGCAUUGCUGUGGAGACUGAAGGGAUUGGGCGAUGACAGGGUGUCUCACACCGCGAAGCCAUGUGUCAGCUGCACUGAAUGUCUGGAAUCUGAGAACAAUGUCAGCAGGAAGGAGUGGAGGAGUUUCAGGAGUGCGAUCAAACUCACCCAAGGGGAGGGACUGGUGACGAAACACAAGCUCACCGGCAGCACUUCAGCUCUUACACCCAGAGCAGCACAGCAGAGGAACCGUGGAGACUGAGAUAUCCGACGCCCUCUGGACAGAUUGUAAAAUUCACACAAGUGAAGACCUCAAUACUGGAUGACUGAGCCUGGACAUUUAUUGACAGCCUGGACGUAGCAUGACCUUUUGUGAACAGGAAGACCAGAUUUUCUCUACAAGGUGGAAAUGAUUUGAAGGGACAGUGAAGGCAUCAUCUGGAAUCAUGUCGAACUCCCAGGAGCAGAGUCUGAAUGAGAAUGUGGUUUUCCUGCCGGUGGACGAGACCUCGCCUCAGUUCUUCCACUCUGAGCGAGAGCGCGAAGCCAUGGAGAGGCUCCUCGACAGCGGACCCGAGGCCUUCUACAGCUCCAUCGGCCCGGACCUUUCAAGCUACUUCUUAUCUCCUGAAGAGGUGAGUCGGAUAAGCAGCUGGGCUCAGAAUUAUCACUUCCACGAGCCGCUGGUGGGAGACCAGAACGGAGCCGAUAGGAGCGUCGACUCGGAGAAGAUCUGCUCCACCUAUGACCCCUACCAAUGGGACGUCCCGGUCCCCAACCUGGAGCUCGGCUGGCCGGAGAAACCCGCUGGGGUUCCGAAGAACAGCGUCACAGUCCACUCCAGCCAUCCUGCUGAGGGAGACCUGCAAAUCAGAGAGGUCAUCAGGCGACACUUACAAGCAGCCAAAAUGGUAAUCGCCGUGGUGACGGACCAGCUGACAGACAACGCGAUAAUAUUUGACUUGCACACGGCCGCCUCCCGAGGUGUGCCCGUCUACAUCAUCCUGAACCAAAGGUCUCUGCAGCAGAACUUCACCCUCAACAGGCUUAGGCAUCCCUACAUGCGGGUUCGGGUUCUUGGAGGGAAAACGUUUUGCUCCAGGACUGGGAAGAUGGUGGCUGGAGAAAUGAAAGACAAUUUCAUCCUGGUGGAUUUAGAGGCAGCGAUUCAUGGCAACUACAGCCUUACCUGGACAGGCGCUCAUCUUCACCGGCAGCUUGUCACAGUCCUGAGGGGACCGGUUAUCGACUCGUUUGACCGAGAGUUCAGGAUCCUUUUUGCCGACUCGGUCCCUGUUCCCGACACUUGGGGAGUCACAGCCGGCCCCCAAGUUUACAACCACUACCAGACCAAAGACUUCUCACGGCUCCGGCUCCUAAAGCAGCUCUCUGCUGAGUCCGAGAUCACAAACCCUCCUUCUCCGCCCGCUGACGUCUUUCUGGACUGGGAGGCGAUGGGCGUUCUGCAGAGAGACAGCAGCCGGCCUGCGUCUCUUCUGGGUCUACAUAAGGAAAACAUAGUUGAGAAGACGUCACAGCUGGACAUAAAUAAGGACAGCCCCACUGAGGACAGAUUUACCUACAAUGAGCACCUGGUGUGGAGCAGGAGAAGGAUGAAUGAAAAUACAUCCCCGCUCACAACCGGAGUGACAGAUAAUUCAAACAUUAUCAACAGCAAUGCAGAAGUACUGUCAACAAACUCACCAGCUACUGAGGGAAUAAAAAGGCCUGAGCUUCUAAUAGAGAGGAGCGUCUCCAGGGAGCUUUCUGCAGAGAAACGGGCAAAUAAACCUGAGCGGAGAAUCGAUGUUCCUCCAGAAACAACAAAUAAGUUUCUUUCCAAGAGACGAUCAGUUGCUCUGAUGGAGAGUUUUGAAGAAGAGGAUAGCAAAACAGACUAUGUCAGUCCGAGAGAGCACAGCUCGACUUCCAGGGAGAAAAGACCUUUAAUCCUGAAGGUGCCGCACCGGGGCAACUUCAGCUCUGUGAGCGACAUCAUGAAGAAGCUGAAGCAGGGAACGCCGGCGAUGCUGAGGAAAGGAAUGAACUCCACCAUGUCGGACCGGACCCAGUCCAUGAUGGACCUGAGCGAGAACAAUCACAGCGACAGGGAGGCACCAGUGCCUCGCUUCCUGGGCAACCUCAACUCGGAUCAAAUGACACCUGCAUUAGCGCUGAUGCAGAGGAGGAACGAUGGAGUGAAAAACGCUCUAAAUCGACCUCCAGCAAACUUUAUGCCCACUGAGCGACCGCGCAGCUCCACCUUAAACUCCACCUUUAGCCCCGGCUUUUACCUGAGAAAGCUGAAGUCAGACAAAGAAAAACCCGCAGUAUGACGAAGGACAGGCAGAGACUUUACAGUGUUAUUAAUGGUGACACACAGAAGGCCUCAUUGUGCAAAAUAAACACCCAGACGCUUUAUUUGCUUGAAUGUUACUAAAAAUAAAUUAAAUAUUAAUGCUGCUCAGGA
Poecilia latipinna (sailfin molly) is the source of this 2839-nucleotide messenger RNA. It is a transcript of the gene sack1e, whose product is annotated as family with sequence similarity 83 member E. The record is from RefSeq and is a predicted model, not a curated record. Lineage: Eukaryota; Metazoa; Chordata; Actinopteri; Cyprinodontiformes; Poeciliidae. The transcript has 10 exons. Gene Ontology annotation, molecular function: protein kinase binding. Bases 816 to 2705 code for a protein of 629 amino acids. Gene Ontology annotation, biological process: signal transduction.